UUAUUAUCAUUAAAUUUUUUACUUCUGCAACUAGUCUCUCCUAGAUGGGAUGUCCAAGAAUAAACCAAAAUCAGAUUCCUUUUCAACAGUCUCUCUCUUCUUGAAUAUGGUUGUUUAUGUACUUCUCUGCAGCUGCUACUGGUGCCCUGUUUUUUGCUCUGAUUAACAUCUAUAAAAGGGGACCUUUUCCCUUGAAGCGCUUCUCUUUCAAUAUAUACCCACUGACACCGUUACAUACAGUCUUCGUGAGAGAGAAUCAAGAAAGAGAAGCAAAAAUGUAUGCAGAAACUGGGCUAAUGUUACCUUAUCUACCUCAAGAAAUUCAGCAGUUUGAUGAUUUCUAUUCCUCCCAGAAACCCAAUGGUUCAUUGGGCAACCUCAUUCAGACAUCCACUAUAUCGGAUUACAACCUUGGGGGAGAAGGGGAUCUCUUCAAGGCCCCUGAACCAGUAAUCGAAGAACUGAUGAUGGGCCUCGAUCCAAUAUCAGCUGCCAUUUCAAUGAUUUCGUGCGGAGAAGAUGUCAUCUUCCCACAAGCAAUGUCGGUAUCGGAUAUUGAAUCAUCAAUCAAGAACGGGCAACUCCUCAGUGAGGUUUUCUAUGAAUGCAAGAAGGAUCUUUUGGAAAAGGAAGCAUAUGAAAUGCCACUCUCUGAACUCCUGGAUAUCAAAAUCCCUAUUUUAAAGGCAGAUGAAAAGUUGAUUUCUGAGGGUCAAUUCCAGAAAAGUGUUAGUUCUAGCUGUCUAAAGUCAAUGGAAAUGCACCGGGCUCCACUUAGGCAAAAUUUUGUUGAUUUUCCGGGUAUGGACUUUGGGGCUGUUUAUGGAAUGCGAAGAGCAUUCAGUGAAGGAGACAUAGAGACUCUUGGCAAUGGCAAUACAAGCGUCGUGGGGCAACCAAAAAUUAUUAGCAGUUGCCCUUCUGAAGAUCGCAAGGAAAAGCUCUCGAGAUACAGGAGCAAGAAGUCAAAGAGGAAUUUUGGAAGAAAAAUCAAGUAUGCUUGCAGAAAGGCUCUGGCCGAUAGCCAGCCAAGAGUCCGUGGAAGAUUUGCAAAGACGGAAUAAGUAGAUGGUUGCAAGAAGAUACAACUCUUUUCAAGUAAGAUAGAUAGUGGAUCCAAUGAUAUAAAGAAAUAGAUCAACGGUGGUUAUACUAGCUCGUUUAAUGUUAAUGAAACGACUAGGCUUGUGGGUCGACUCAAUAAUCUGGACCUUAAUGCUUGGAAGCUAGUUGUUUUCUUCUUAGUUUGAAGUAAUCUCCUUGUAGAUAAAAGUGUACAAAUGAAGUUUAUGUAUUCUUGCCUAAUAAAGAUAUAUGAGUAAUUUUCAUAUCAAUUUUAUGAA
This is a messenger RNA of Olea europaea var. sylvestris, 1343 nucleotides long. RefSeq names its product putative zinc finger protein CONSTANS-LIKE 11. Gene Ontology annotation, molecular function: protein binding. The record is from RefSeq and is a predicted model, not a curated record. Bases 117 to 1064 code for a protein of 315 amino acids. Gene Ontology annotation, cellular component: nucleus. Gene Ontology annotation, biological process: regulation of flower development. The transcript has 4 exons. NCBI's taxonomy places the organism in Eukaryota, Viridiplantae, Streptophyta, Magnoliopsida, Lamiales, Oleaceae.